GUGGAAGUGCCGGGACCGGGUGGUAGCUGCGGGGGUCUGGUAACUUGCAGAAAUUCAUAAAACGGCUACAGAAGAAUCUCAAUUCAGGUGAAUGGUACUGGAGGAUUGUGCAGACUGAAUACAAUUCUAGUCUUAGAUAAACAGACGUCGGCUCCUGGAAGUGUUUAACGAUGUUGGAGUCCUAUGUGACUCCGAUUUUGAUGAGCUAUGUGGAUCGAUACAUCAAGAAUCUGAAGCCCUCGGACUUGCAGCUGUCGCUCUGGGGCGGAGAUGUUGUGCUUAGUAAACUGGAAUUAAAACUGGAUGUUCUUGAACAGGAACUAAAGCUACCAUUCACAUUUCUCAGUGGUCACAUACACGAGUUACGGAUUCAUGUACCAUGGACCAAACUCGGGUCAGAGUCUGUUGUGAUAACCAUCAACACUAUGGAGUGCAUCCUGAAAUUAAAAGAUGGAGUACAGGAUGAUCACGAGAGCUGUGGUUCAAGUUCGACCAGUCGAAGCAACACAGAUAGUACCAAAUUCCCAGUUAAACCAAGGAAGAUCCAACAAACGGCCCCCACCGACCCUGACUUACCACCUGGUUAUGUCCAGAGUUUAAUCCGUCGUGUUGUGAACAAUGUGAAUAUCGUGGUGAAUAACCUAAUCUUGAAGUACGUUGAGGACGAUAUUGUCCUGUCGGUCAACAUCACGUGCGCAGAGUGUUGCACAGUGGACGAGUUCUGGGACCGGGCUUUUAUGGACAUCUCUGCCACUGAUCUCGUCCUUAGAAAAGUUAUAAAUUUUUCGGACUGCACUGUUUGUCUCGACAAGAGAAAUGCCAGCGGGAAAAUAGAAUUUUAUCAGGAUCCACUUCUGUACAAAUGUUCAUUCCGAACCCGUCUGCAUUUUACAUAUGACAGUCUUAACUCCAAAAUGCCUGCAGUGAUUAAGAUUCAUACGAUGGUUGAGAGUCUGAAACUCUCCCUCACCGAUCAGCAACUUCCGAUGUUUAUCCGCAUCUUACAGUUGGGGAUUGCUCUCUACUAUGGUGAAAUAGGAAACUCAAAGGAAGAAAUCGAGGAUCCUCCCGGCCAUACUAAGGAUACUGUGGUCCACAUGCCUGGAUCUGAAGAGGAGCUUGCAGGUGUGCAGUAUCCAACACAGGACAUGUACCCUCUGCAAGAUGACGACCAGCAGGGAUGGGUGUCAUGGGCUUGGUCUUUUGUUCCAGCCAUUGUAAGUUCCGGUAAUGACAUUGAAGGAGAAGAAGGCUACAUAGGAUCCGAAGAUGGAAGUGUAACACAGGGUCAUCAUUCUCAGCGCUCCAAAGAUCCAAUCAUCUCUAUGGGUUUCUACUGCACCAAGGCCACAGUUACUUUCAAGCUUACUGAAAUGCAAGCCGAGAGCAGCUAUUACAGCCCCCAGAAGGUGAAAUCCAGAGAAGUUAUACGCUGGGAGCAAGAAGGCACCACGAUUGAGGUUCUUAUGAAGGGAGAGCCUUUCUUUGAUUGCCAAGUUGGCUUUGUAGGGAGUCAAGCUCUGUGUCUGAAAGGAAUUAUGGGAGUCAAAGACUUUGAGGAGAAUACAAACAGGGCCGAUUCUGAGGCCCGUUUCUUUAUGUGUGGAGAGAGUUUAAGUAAUAAAGGAAAUGCUUUUCUUACAAAUUCACUGUUUGACUACAGAAGUCCGGAAAAUAAUGGAAUACGAGCAGAAUUUAUUUUGGACUCUUGUUCUCAUAAGGAGACAUACACAGAGAUAGUGGGAAUGCAGAGGUUCGGGGCACUCUACAUGGAUUACCUGUACACAAUGGAGUGUACUAGCGGCAAAGGUUCUUUAAACCAGCAAGAGUUUCCAGCUGCCAAAGCAGAUGAGAACGGCAACGUCCAGGAGAUGUCCAUCAAGCGGUUAGUGGUCGGACCCAUUGACCUCCGACUGGACAGCAGCUCUGUGCAUAGGAUCAUGAAAAUGGUGGCCUGUUCUUUUGAUCAUGAAUAUGAGGCGUACUGCAGCUCCCACCCUGUUCUGCAGGAGGAGUGUAAGACUUUGCCCACCACUGAGGAAGUUGCAACUUUGGAGGAAUACAUACCUACACGACUGACUUGUGUCACGUUACUUAAGUGCUCAAUUACACUGACGAUGGCAGAAUUCAAUCUUCUUGGGCACCUAUUGCCUGUCAUAAUGGGACAAAAGCAUUCCACCAGCAAUUUAAACGCAUCCAGUUUUCAGCCCAUACGACCUCUUCCUGCAGUCAAAAUACUUGCUGACAAAAUCAACUUUGAGCAUACGGUGCCAAUGUAUGCAGAGCAACUGGUCCAGACGGUGAGCAGUCUCAGCCAGCCCUCAGACAACCUGCUCCAUCAUUGCUAUGCUCACUGUUACUUGAAGGUGUUCGGGUUCCAAGCUGGGCUCACUUACCUGGACAACAAAGGAAUCUACUGCCCCUCUGUCCCAAUGAUACCUGCCUUUAGCACGGCUUUGUAUGGGAAACUGCUUAGGCUCCCUCAGUACUGGACAAAACGCACUCACGUUCCCUUGAAUGAAUACAUUUUUGAGCUGCCUAACCUGACCAUUCAAGCUACCAGAGCUCAAACCCUUCUUCUGCAAGUUAUUUGUCAAAGUUGGUCUUAUGGCAGCAGCACUUCUGGCUCUUCUGGUCUGAGUGAAGCUUUGCUGACCGAGGUCUUCUCAGGUGUGAAAUCCAAGAAUGCGCUGCCAACUCUGGAGGGUUCUAUCCAGAAUGUUGAACUGAAAUUCUGCAGCACAUCAUUGGUCAAAUGUGUCUCCGGGACCCUGGGAUCAAUAAAAAUUUGUGCCAAAGCCCCAGGUGAUAAUGGGAAAGAGAAGUUAAUUCCAUUGGUGCAAGGUCCUUCUGACACAAAAGACCUGCACAGGAGUAAGUGGUUGAAGGAGAGCAGGAAGCCUGAAUCCUUGCUUGGUCCAGAUUUGAUCGCCUUUACAAUCCAGGUUCCCGAGCAGGUGGACUACUGCAACAGCUCUGGUGCCAUCCUGUUGGCAAGUAUACAAGGUUUAGCACUGAAUUUCGACCCAGUGUUGUACACAUGGCUUCUUUACCAGCCUCAGAAAAAAAGUGACCGACAGCCUCAACAGCCGCUGGGAUCCGCUCCUCUUGCCAUGCCACUGUCGAGGAAGAAGGAGGAUGAGGUGUCAGUUGGCAGCACGCCCUUGGCAAAGCAGGCAUCGAAUCAGCCGUCUGAGUAUGCCAGCAGUCCUGUCAAAACAAAAACCGUAACAGAAUCACGUCCGUUAUCAGUUCCUGCAAGGAUGUUGCAGACCUCUAGAGAUGCCAGCAAGACCCCGGAGGAGAGAAUGAAGGAGAUAAUCAGAGUAGUUUGGAAUGCAGUCAAGCGUCUUACUCUUCAGGUGGAGAUCCAGGCGUGCUGUGUUUUUUUCCCGAAUGACAGUCUGCCGUCUCCAAGUACCAUUGUGUCAAACGACAUCCCGGGAACGGUGAGAAGUUGGUACCAUGGUCAGGCUUCCAUGCCGGGAACUCUCGUCAUCUGCUUGCCCCAUAUUAAAAUAAUGAGCACCGGCCAUAAGCAUAUCGAACCCAUUCAAGAGAUUCCCUUUGUUGUGCCAAGACCUAUUGUGGAAGAAGGAGUUGCUUUUCCUUGGACCAUCAACCUCCAUAACUUUAGUGUGUAUACUCUUGUGGAGCAUCAAGUAAUACUCAACUUAGUAGAACCAAUGGGCUGUACGUCUACCCUGGCCGUCACUUCUCACACGCUGCCGUCAGCUGGUCCUGAAGCUGGCCACUCGUUUGUUGUCUGUCUGCAUGUUGACUUAGAACCUCUGGAAAUAAAAUGCUCAAAUUCCCAGGUCCAGUUAUUAUAUCAGCUGGCUGACACCAUGAGCAAAGUGUGGCAGAAGAUUCAGAAGAGAGGAGUUCUGUAUCAGUCAUCAGUCUACUUUGACUCCUCGGCUGCUCCGAGUCCCAGCUCACCAAUCAGAAGCAGUGUUGGCACGGCACCUCAGGAUACCAGCACAUGCAGCCCAUCUGCUGAUAUUGGGACCACUACUGAGGGUGAUUCCAUACAUGCUGCAGAAUCCCCAUUCUCGGACUCUGUUACCCUAGAGCAAACAACAAGUAACAUCGGGGUGUCAAGUGGGCGAGUCAGCCUAUGGAUGCAGUGGAUGUUACCUAAAAUUACCAUAAAGCUGUUUGCGGCUGACCCUGCGUGUAAAGGCACAACAGAGGUCUGUGUUGUCAGCGAGCUGGAAGACCUCAAUGCCUCUGUGGAUGUCCAGGAUGUGUACACGAAAGUCAAGUGCAAGAUUGAAAGCUUCAACAUUGACCAUUACAGGAGCAGCCUCGUUGAAAACUGUUGGUGUCUGGGGCAGUAUGGCGGGGUGUUCCUUUCAUGUACCGACAAGCUGAACAGACGCACCACAUUGGUUCGACCAGUCAGCAAGCAGGACCCUUUCAGUAACUUUUCUGGCUUCUUCCCUUCUACUACAGCAAAGCUUCUAGAGAGCUCACACCAGCAGCAUGGAUUUCUUUCCCUAACUUACACCAAAGCUGUGACCAGGAAUGUCCGCCACAAGUUGACCACUAGAAGUGAAAGGACUUCUCGGAGCUUUCAGAAGCUCUCUGAAGGUUCAACAGACGGUUCCCCUCACUUCCUUCAUGAAAUCUUAAUUUCAGCACAAGCUUUUGACAUUGUCCUCUUCUUCCCUUUGCUUCACGCAAUUUCAACAAUUUUUGAUGUUAGGAGACCACAAAGCAAAAAAGAGAAACACAAAUCUCCUGGACAACCCAUGAGAUCACACACGUUGACCUCACGCAAUCUACCACUUAUUUACAUCAACACCAGCGUCAUCAGGGUCUUUGUUCCUAAAGCUGAAGAAAAGCAGCAGCACAUAGGAGCAAACCAGAAUAUAAGUGAAGAUACGCUGGUGCUAAAGAUCGCCUCUGUGUCCAUGGCUCCGCAGGCAGACAACCCUCUUAGCCGAAGUGUCUUGAGGAAAGAUAUUUAUCAGCGUGCCUUGAAUCUAGGCAUCCUUCGAGAUCCUGGGUCAGAAGUGGAAGACAGGCAAUAUCAAAUUGAUCUGCAGUCGAUUAACAUUGGUACUGCCCAGUGGGAGCAGCUGAAACCGGAGAAGGAGAGUAGCCAUGGGGGACCUCUAGUUGAAGCAGACAGAGGAUCUCAGAAUCCAGCAUUGGAAUGGAACAUGGCUAGCAGUAUCAGAAGACAUCAAGAACGGCGAGCAAUACUGAGCCCAAUUCUAACAGACUUCACAGUGCGAGUUACGGCUGCGCCAGCAAUCAUCUUCAGUAAAGUGUCCCAUGACAAUCUGCAUACUGAGGAUAUUUUAGUGUGUGGCCAUUCCUUGGAAGUGAACAUGACCACAAGCUUGGACUUCUUCCUAAGUGUGGCUCAAGUACAACUCCUGCAACAGCUGCUCAAAGCGAACAUGGUCGGAUUUGAACAAACAAACAUGGACGCCGAGGUUUCUAAACAAGAUCAACAGAAAAAAGAUUGCCCUGAUGGUCGUCCAGUGGACUCAUCCUCUCGUUAUAGUGGAGCCCAAGACAGUGGCAUUGGCAGUGAUAGUGUGAAAAUAAGAAUAGUUCAGAUUGAACCACAAAGAGGCACAAGUCAUCACAGAAUAGUGAGACCAUCCAAGCAGUCAUCGAUUGUGAAGAAUCUGAAUUUCAUCCCAUUCGAUAUAUUUAUCACUGCCAGCCGGAUAUCCUUGAUGUCCUACUCAUGCACCGCUGUGCCUAAAUCUAAAAUGGAUAAUGGAGAUAGUGAGAAAGUGAGCAGAAGCGGCUUGAACCAGUCCACUGCAGAAUCUGAGGAAACACCAGACAGACCUGGGCCAUCAUGUAUAUCGUCACUCACUGCUGAGGACCUUCUCAAUAGCAACUCUUCUUCCCCAGCAAAUGGAAAAAACAGUCUGCUGUCUCUAGAACGCCUGCAUGCUUCUACCAGGUCUUCUGCUCGGCAAGCUCUAGGCAUCACAAUUGUGCGCCAGCCUGGAAGAAGAGGAACUGGAGAUUUACAGCUGAAUCCAUUUUUACAUCUUAUUGUUUCCCAACCUUCUUUGCUCGUAAGCUGCCAUCACAGGAAACAGAAGGUGGAAAUAUCUCUCUUCGAUGCGCUCCUCAAGGGUGUAGAUCCAGAAUACAAAUGUUCAGAUGCUGGAAAAACUUUGCCAGAAAGUUUGGAUUACUCCAAGAUUUGGCUACAGACAGCGGCUGGAGAGCUGAAUGUUAGAACAGGGAUUCCUCCGCCAUUUGUCACAUUACAAAUAAAGGAUUUCCUUAAUGGGCCAGUUGACAUCAACAUCGAUAUAUCAAGGUCACUGAAAGUCAACUUCAGCUUUGUCAAAUUAGAUCAGCUAAAUGUUUUCUUAGAAAAAAUCAUGAAAACCGGACCUGGGCAUUUACUAGAGAGAGCAGCCACAACAGAAGAAAUGCCACAAAUAGAUGAAACUGUGAAAUCUGCAUUUAGUGAUCGGAAGGAUCCCAGUACAAUGGCGCAUGAUUCUUCAAAAUCCCAUUUACCCCAAGAAGGAACGUGGAGGUCAAUGUCCUUUUUGAACAGGAUCACAUUCCGGACUACUCAAGUGUUUCUAUCAUUAGAGACUGUGCCACAUCCAAAAAUUCCCUGCGUUUUGACAAACUUUUCUGACAUUCAGGGAUAUCUUAGUAUUCAAGCAGGAAACAAAGCAUUAGAUACCAUUUCUGGAGCGGUGUUUACUUUGAAUUUAAAUGACUUUGUCCUAAAAACGAGUCUGAAUGAAAGAAGCAGGAAUUUGAUUGGACCAGUUUCGGGUUGUAUUAAUCUUGAAGCCAAUUGGUGCAAGCAUAGUGGAGACCAAGGCCCCCAACCCACCAUUCCCAAAGUCCUUCUUGAUGUGAGGUGUGGGCUGCUGCAGGUUUUCUGGGGUCAGGAGAACCUGAAUUGCUUAACUCUUUUGAAUGAACUUGUCCAGGAUUACCUGAAGAGAGAGUCCGGGUUGGGCACCACGAGCAGUGAACAGCCUCUUCUUCCAUUCUCCCCUGUGAUCAGUAGACCUUCAACCUCUAAGACAGAGCACAGCUCUGAUGAUUUGAGAACUGGACUUUUUCAAUACAUUCAGGAUGCUGAUGGUCAGAAGAUGCCUAAUGCUUUUGAAGUGGUAUUUUACAAUGAGACAGAAGACAAUCCUGGGAUGAUGCUUUGGAAAUAUCCAGAGCCAAGAGUCUUGACAUUAGUGCGAAUUACCCCUGUGCCUUUCAACACAACUGAAGAUCCUGAUAUUAGUACUGCUGACUUGGGAGACGUAUUGCAGAUCCCUUGUAGCCUUGAGUACUGGGAUGAACUCCAACGGUCAUUUGUUGCCUUUCGAGAGUUCAGUCUAUCGGAGAGCAAACCAUGCGAGCUUCAGCUGCCAAGCAUUACCACGGUCAGCGACCAGAAGGAGCUCGUGUCUUCACAUCUUUGGAGAAUUGUUUUGAAUGGCAAUACGAACUCUAUGGAUGACCAGAGCUCCGAAAGUGAAUCUGGCUCUCAAAGUGUGUGCGACCAGCUCGUGACUCCUACAGCACUGGCAGCUUGUACGAGGGUGGAUUCCUGUUUUACUCCCUGGUUGGUUCCUUCUUUUGGAGUUUCCGUUCACUUUGCUCAUCUAGAACUGCACCUGUGUCAUCAUCUGGAUCAAUUAGGCGCAGCACCCCCAAAAUUCCUACGUCCAUUUGUCUCUGAUACCACAACUCCUGGAGACCUGGAAUACAUGCUCGUCAAACUUAAGGAGCCCCACGUGUAUAUGCGUCAGUGGAGUGGCCCGUCCGUGUGCAAAGAUAUACGAUUCUCUACUGAUGCAGAUUGCCAACUUCUGGAGUGCCGUAACCUCACCAUGAAGAAUUUAGUCAAACAGUUCCACAUCCAGGGGCAGACGGCCAUUUCCCUCAGCGCCCUGGAAAAACUGAUUGAUUGUAGUGUCCUGGUGGAUCCAGUAUUUGUGAAUGUGGGCCAGCACUCUGUCCAUUCCAUUAACACAGCAAUCCAGGCUUGGCAGCAGAACCUGCACCCCGAGGCCGCGGAGCUGAUCUACAGUCAUUUUGUCGUCUGUAAUGACACACAGGAGACGCUGCGGUUUGGCCAGUUGGACACUGACGAGAAUAUACUGCUGGCCAGCCUCCAUAGCCACCAGUACUGCUGGCGGUCACACAAGUCCCCACAGCUGCUGCACAUCUGUAUUGAAGGCUGGGGGAACUGGCGCUGGUCUGAACCUUUCAACGUGGACAAUGCUGGGACCUUCAUCCGAACCAUACAGUACAAGGGGCGGACUUCAACGCUAAUCAUCAAAGUGCGGCAACUAAACGGGGUGCAAAAACAAGUAACCAUCUGUGGAAGGCAAAUCAUCUGUAGCUAUCUGCCAGAAAGCAUUGAUCUCAAGGUUGUACAGCACUAUAUGGGACACGAUGGCGGUGCUGUGGUGCGAGAACAUGUAGACUGCCUGGAAGCCAAGCAAACGCGGCCGUCUUACAUCCUGGAAGACAGUGAGCUUACAGAGCUUUGUGUAAGGGCGACAGGAGACAAGGAAUGGUCCCAAGAUGUCUCCCUGACUUCUGAUACCACAGAAAAUAGCUUUAUCAUUCAGGUGCCAUCUUCAAAGGGACCCAUCAUCUACGUGUGGUGCACGCUUCUAACUUUAGAGCCCAGUUCUCUGGCGCAGCAGCGAAUGAUUGUCUUCAGCCCUCUCUUUAUCAUGCGGAGCCAUCUUCCAGAUCCCAUUAUUAUACAUUUAGAGAAAAGAAGCCUUGGUUUAAGGGAAACGCAAAUAAUUCCUGGAAAGGGACUGGAGAAGCCACUACAGAACAUGGAGCCUGACAUAACCCAUCACUUGACAUUCCAAGCCAGGGAAGAAGAUGACCCAUCAGAAUGUGCUGUUCCCAUCUCAACAGCUCUGAUCAAACAAAUAGCCAUGAAAGCACAAAGCGAAUUCUGUGCCGGUCAAAUAAUUUCCGACUUUUAUGGAGAGGAUUGUUCUUCUCAGCCUGUGUGGCCAUAUAAUAAAAAAGAUACAGACAGCGGGGAACAUUUGACUCAGUGGGAUAGUCCUAUGCGGGUCAAGCUGUCUCCCUGGAGGCCUCACCUGAAGACCCUGCUGAUUGAGCUGCUCCCAUGGGCUAUCCUUAUCAACCAAUCCCGAUGGGACCUUUGGCUAUUCGAGGGCGAGGACAUCGUUCUUCAAAUUCCGGCUGGAAAGACCAUCGUCCCUCCAAACUUCAAGGAGGCUUUUCAAAUUGGGAUCUACUGGGCCAACACAAACACUGUGCACAAGUCUGUUGCCGUACGGUUGGUUCAUGACGUGACCUCCCCAAAAUGGAAGGAUGGAGACAACGGUGAGGUGGUAUCUUUGGAUGAAGAUGGAUUUGUUGACGCAAGCAUCAAGCUUGGAGCCUUUCCUGGUCAUCAAAAGCUUUGCCAGUUUAGCAUUUCAUCAAUGGUUCGCAAUGGUAUCCAAAUCCUACAGAUUGAAGACAAGACGACUCUUAUCAACAAUACCUCCUAUAGGAUUUAUUACAGCCCACAGAUGUCAGUACCACGACAGCUUCCUGAUGAAGAGUAUGUUCCAGUACCAGACAGCACUGUGUUCAGCAUCGGCCCAGUUGGGGAACAUCCCGUGGCCAAGUACAAUACAAUUCCUUGCUGGGAUCUUGUGUCAGACAACAGUCACUUAACAGGAGAACCUCCUCCUCUCCAGAAAUACAUUCUGCUCAGCCUGUGCCACAAUGCAGCAGCCGGAAGUCCUGAGUGCUGGAGCCUGCCGGCCAUCAACCGCCUGGAGUAUCCGAGGCAGAGUGUCGCCGUCCCUGUCGGAGAGUGCGCUGGCAACGACUUGUGCACCAAGGCUCUAGUUUUGACUUAUCAGGAACAUUUCGGAGUGACUUACAUAACCCUUACAGAAGACCCAAGCCCUCGGAUGAUUAUUCACAACAGGUGCACAGUUUCCUUACUGCUGAAAGAGAAUAUUAAAGAAACACCAAAGUUUGAGGUUUAUUGUAGAAAAAUCCCUGCUGAAUGCUCAGUGCACCAUGAAAUGUAUCAUCAAGUGUCCAGCUUUCCAGACUGUAGGACCAAGGACUCCCUUCCUGGGAUCUACCUGAAAGUGCUGUCAUGUGAGGAGUCAGCCGAGGAAUGGAGUGACCUUAUAGAUAUCAACAACCAAGGGACACAGGUGGUUUUCCUUACUGGAUAUGGCUACGUCUAUGCGGAUAUUGUACAACAGUGUGGAGCCAUCAUCAUCACGCUGGCCCCAGAAGGAAGGGCAGGGCCAGUCCUAACCAGUCUCAAUAGGACCCAAUGUCAGCGCAUUGUAUUCAAAUCCUUUAUCACCCAGCUCAGCGUGGCCAUAUAUGACGACAUCACUAAUUACAAAGCCUCAUCUGAGCUCAUGAGAUUGACUCUGGAUAAUGUGUUCCUUCAUUUGACUCCAGUAACCAGCUAUCUCAGACAGCCUUGCCAAGAACUGCAGACUGAUAUCACCUGUGGUAUACCCAUGUUUUACAGCCUGGAAGUAUUUUGUGGAGAUUUGCAGAUAGACAAUCAGCUCUAUAAUAAGUCUAAUUUCCAUUUUCCUGUCCUGGUUUGCCAAGAGGAGAAAAUAGAGUGCACCAGAUGGCCAAAGGCUGGCAGCCUGACCAUGUCCAUCAAAGAGCUGGAGGAGUACAAGGAGACUUCAUUCUUCAAGCUCUUCAUUGCCUUCUCUUUAGAACAAGACAUUUGUGAUCUGAAUGAACUGAGCUUUGAUAUGAGGCCGUCCCGGUUGUACGUGGAGGACACAUUCGUCUACUAUGUCAAAACACUGUUCGAUACAUAUCUCCCAGAUAACAGAUUGCUGGAAAGCCAAGUCAAACACAUAGGAUCUAAGCUUCCUCAUAUACUGCCGGAUCAAGUACAACAGCAUGCUUUAGCACUGGUUAGUCCGGUCAAGCUCAGGAAAUUGACUGUGCAACCAGUUAACCUGCUGGUUAGCAUCCAUGCAUCGCUGAAGCUGUACAUUGCCUCUGACCACACUCCAUUAUCCUUCUCCGUAUUUGAACGUGGGCCAAUCUUUACCACGGCCAGACAGCUCAUACAUGCCCUGGCAAUGCAUUAUGCCGCUGGUGCCCUUUUCAGAGCAGGAUGGGUGGUUGGAUCCUUAGAUAUCCUGGGAAGCCCUGCCAGUCUGGUACGGAGCAUUGGGAAUGGCAUUGCAGACUUCUUCAGACUCCCAUAUGAAGGUCUCACCCGUGGUCCAGGGGCCUUUGUUAGUGGCGUCUCGAGGGGGACCACCUCUUUCGUAAAGCACAUUUCUAAAGGUACCUUGACGUCUCUCACUAACCUUGCCACAAGCCUAGCACGGAACAUGGACCGCCUGUCCCUGGAUGAAGAACAUUACAACAGGCAGGAAGAAUGGAGAAGACAACUGCCAGACAAUCUAGGAGAAGGCCUGAGACAAGGGUUGUCCCGACUGGGCAUUAGUCUGCUGGGUGCCAUAGCCGGCAUUGUCGAUCAGCCAAUGCAGAACUUUCAGAGAACAUCCGAGGCUCAGGCUUCCGCUGGACACAAGGCCAAAGGGGUCAUCUCUGGUGUGGGGAAAGGAAUUGUUGGUGUUUUCACAAAGCCAAUUGGAGGAGCAGCAGAACUAGUGUCACAGACUGGAUACGGUAUAUUACAUGGGGCCGGUCUCUCGCAACUUCCUAAACAGCGUUAUCAGCCCAGCGAUCUGGAAACCCACAACGCGCCCAAUAGUCACGUAAAAUAUGUCUGGAAAAUGCUCCAGUCUUUGGGGAGACCUGAACUUCACAUGGCUCUGGACGUGGUCAUUGUCAGCGGCUCAGGACAAGAGUACGCUGGCUGCUUGCUGCUUACGUCAGAGGUUCUCUUUGUGGUCAGCAUCAGUGAGGACACCCAGCAGCAAGCCUUCCCCGUAACCGAAAUAGACUGCAUGGAGGACCAGGACUCAGGGAAUUGUCUCCUUGUGCAGCUCAAGCAACAGUCAGUCUCCAGUGAGCAGGAGUCUGAUGGGACCAGGGAGCGCCUCUCUGAACAGCAGUACAGCCGACUGGUGGACUACGUGGCAAAAAGUUCACCUCACCUGAUCCCUAGCCAGUCCUCAUUGAACAUUGCCGCCCAUGUAGUAGCUGCAGAACCUCCACCGUCCAACAUAAAGACUUAUCAGUUCCUGGUGGAGACAGCGUUUGCUAGAGUUUUCAUUAGCAAAUUCAAGAUGGUGAAGAAUAAGGCUCUGCAAAGAGGAUUUUACUGACUGGCAUCAAAACCAUUGAACUAAUGUGAACUGACAACUGGAACCACAGCCGGAAGCUUGUACUCAUUACCAUCCAUCAGAUUACAGCCUGACAUUGUAUUUAGUUCCCCAGUGUUAUACUGGGUCCUUCACUGGGGAUGGUUCUGGUUUGAGGCACGAUGUGCGCUGUUAGUUGUUAUGCAGUCACACGAGAGAGAUUGCUAUGCCAAUGGCCAGCGUAAUAGUUGGCAGCCAUCUUUUUUUCCCUAGCCAACCUCAGGUCAAUGGGUGAGGUGGGGACAUACCAUCGUAGGCUCAUGACAUCUUAAAUGGCAGCUGACACUAAAGGUGGUGGAGCUGCUGUCAUUCAUACACGUAUAGAAAUGUCCCUAGAGGUCCUCAGUACUAGACAUAUAUUAGAUAAAAAGUGGUGAUCAUCAUGACGGUAGACGUUUUUUUGGACUUCUAUGAGUAAUUUCCUUCAAAAACACUACAGUAAGUCAUUCCCUGCUUAAAAUAGCUCCUUACAGGGAACUUUAUGUUAUGUUCACCUACAGUAAAGAUAAGACUUAAAACAUAGUCUAAAAAUAUAUAUAUAUCCAGUGAGCAAAAAUGAUGAUCUCACUUGUGAUACAUGAUAGAUUGGUGAAGUCCAUCUGCUCGGAUCACCACUGGUUUCCAUGAUGUAGUGGCUAUGAUGCUGCACACAGAGCCUGAAUGCCUUUUCCUCCUCUUAAAGAUUACUUUAAGGGGGCAUCCACACUAUUGUAUCCGCUUUGCGCUCUGCAAAACAUGGAUACCGGUCAUGUGCAUCCCGUAUUUUCCCCUUCUGCAGGUCCCGCAGUGUCGGCAAAACAGACAAGAAUAGGACAUGUUCUAUAUUUUUUUGCGGGGCCCCAGGACAGACAUACAGAUGCAGACAGCGCACAGUGAACUGUAUGGGUCUGCAUCCGAUAAAUAUGGUCGUGUGAUUUCAUGAAAGUGUCUUGGCGCAUGAUGUACAAAGUCUUAUGAGUAACGGAGCUCGGCCGCAUGUUCAUUUGGAAAUCAGUGGAGGUCUGGACUCGGGACUGCACCGCUCUCCACCAGAUCGUUCCGAGAUGAACUUCACCGUUAAAGGUGUAUAGUAGUCGUCGUGAUCAGGACUCCUGCUCCUGAUUCUUAAAAAGAAGGCAUAACAAAGGGUGUGACAUUUUAACGUGCCGUCAAUGACACCUCUGGGAUGUUGAAGGGAACUUGAUCUGUGUAGAUAUUACAAGAACGUUACCUACCAAAAUUGGGCUUUCAGCAUAUCCCUCGGGAAAUAUGAGACAUUUUCAUAAAUGUUUUUCACGUCCGAUAUAUCAAGUCCCUUUGUUCUGUAACCCCUUAUAGCAUACAGGGGCCUUAUAUUAUAAUAGGGUUUAUGUACAGCUAAUGCUCCUGGGGAGUGAGGACUAGUAAAUUAGGGUCUAGUUUUAUGUCGUACUAUAGAUGCAGCACUGCCGAGUUUGCCAUUUAGAAGAAAUAACUGUGAGAUCACAGUGUUAACUGGCUUUUGCAUAGGACUGCUGGUAGACAUGCAAUGUUAUUUUCACUUAAUUGUCACCAUGUAUAAAAAGAAUGAAGCUCUGCUACAUCUGUACGUACAUACGUAAAUACAAAACUCUGCUGAAAAAAAUCUUUGGGCUUUUAGUAAAGUUUUAGUUUUUAAGAAUGAUUUAGGCACCAGUCUAUGUGUUUGCAAUAAAUCAGGCAAGUUGCCAACGAUGGGGGGCAGAUACUCUGAUUUAAGUUUUUCAGUUAAAUCUAAUAUCAUUGGGGCGUGUACCGCAGGAUCUCAGUGUUUUCUACACAUUUUAUAAGGUUUCAUAAUAUUACUUGACUGGACAGAUUGGGGACGGGCCACCUGUGCUGGAGCAGAGUACCGAUGAAGAGCUUUUUGAUAUUUAAGUUAAACUCUUUCAGGGCCAUAACUAAAAUUGGUUUGGAGGUGGUACAACUCAUUUUAAGGGAGUCUGUCAGCAGUUUUGACCAUGCUAAACUGCAGACAGCACGAAGAAGGGGCUGGAGAGAGCAGCACAAACAUACCCUUUGUGAAGCUUUUCUCUUCAGGAGUAGUCAGAAUAUUAAGUUUUAUUCUGACAAAUUCUGCUCCUUCAAGUGCCCAGGAGGCAGAGCUUCACUAUGAAGUGCUCUCUGCAUUGAGCUGCAUCACCGCUCCUCCUUCUACUCAUGAGUGACAGCUGUAGCAUCCAACAAGGAGACCACUACCCUCAGAGGGGAGGGGCUGUGAAGCAGCUCAAUGCAGAGAGCACAUCCCAGUGAAUCUCCGCCUCCUGGGCACUUGAGAGAGCAGAACUUGGCAUAAUAAAAGUUAAUUUUCACUUACUACUACUGAUGAGAAAAUCUCUGCAAUGGGUAUGUUUAUCCUACUCUCCACAGCCCAUAUCUAGUGCUGUCAGCAGUUUGGUCAAAACUGCUGAUAGACUCCCUUUAAGUGUAUGUGCAGAAGAUAUCAUUUAUAACUGAAAGACGGAUGAUGGACAGUUUUAGGGUUUGAAGGAGUAGGUUCAUCAGGACAUAAUAAAGCAUACCUAUAUCAUAGAGGGGGACCCCACCUUAAUUAUCCCUGUCUGGAGGACUCAACACUACCAUAUAGUAAAUGUGGCCUACUGUAAAACCACUUGAUCCCUGGAGGGACUGCCUGCAACUGUGCCUGGCAAAAGCUGACUACCAGAGUCUACAUCGAAAAGGUGACAUCCAGAUUAAACGCGCCUUUGUCAGCAUUUUGGAAAUACUACAGGUUGAUUAAACUCAUAAGAUAGAUGUUGGCCUAAAGAUUAUUCAGCCUAAAGAUUACCCAUGAACAUGUUUUCUGCCAUAGGCCAAUUUCACACGAGUGUAUUCAGUGCAGGAAAUACGUUCCCUGGGUCAGGGGUAUUUCCAGUCCUGAAUGCUGCUCCUAUGAUGUGGAUCCACUGUGUUAGGGCUCAUGCACAUGAACGUGUGCCAGCUGUGCCCAUAUUGCGGCCAGCAAACAGCGGUCCACAAUAUACAGGCACCGGCCGUGUGCGCACCUUAUCAUGGAUGCAAUCCAGAAAAUACGGAGUGGAAGGCCACGGAAGCCCUUAUGAUGAUUUAUCAUGUUGUGAAAUUAGAGUUGCGGUCAGGCAGGAACACGCAGCAUUAUAAAUCAGCAUAGUGGAUCACAGGAGCAGCAUUCAGGACGGGAAAUACGCCUGACACUCGGAGGGUAUUUCUUGCCCUGAAUACGCUCAUGUGAAAUUGGUGAUAAGGAGUGAGGGAUACCUGGAUGCUAGACCUGGGGCUUUGAGCAGGACAUGAUAAAAUCCAACAUGUUUGAUCUCCUCAACAGCAAAAGAAAUCCAUACACAGAAAAGGUUGAUAUGACAUAAAUAUGAGGGACUCCAGAAACAAGCAUCAGCCCUCAUUAUUAUAGCCCUCAGCUUUUAUUAUCCUACAUUGUCCAGUCCAUGAUGGCACCUCAGCAGGACCAAUGCAUUGCACUUUAUGUACCAGAAUCUAGAAUUUCAGGUAAUAUUUCUCCCAGCUGCUCAGAUUAUAGAUGAAGCAUAGCCAUGUCAUUUGUGAUGCCAAUUCCGCCUUUUGAAUCCGUGUAUUUAAGAGCACAGCUAUAAAAUGAUCUGUAAAUAAGCUUUUAGGGUCUGAAAGAAAUCUUUAUAUGGACCUAAGUGUAUAUUACUAAAUAUCCUCUAUAUUUCAAGAACAAUAAAGUGAUCCUUGGA
Messenger RNA from Bufo gargarizans (Asiatic toad), 15973 nucleotides. RefSeq names its product vacuolar protein sorting 13 homolog B (gene VPS13B). NCBI's taxonomy places the organism in Eukaryota, Metazoa, Chordata, Amphibia, Anura, Bufonidae. The coding region runs from base 171 to 12245 and encodes 4024 amino acids. The transcript is spliced from 63 exons. The record is from RefSeq and is a predicted model, not a curated record.